Messenger RNA from Macrobrachium nipponense, 404 nucleotides. RefSeq lists its product as uncharacterized. The transcript is spliced from 3 exons. The record is from RefSeq and is a predicted model, not a curated record. Lineage: Eukaryota; Metazoa; Arthropoda; Malacostraca; Decapoda; Palaemonidae. The coding region runs from base 37 to 342 and encodes 101 amino acids.
UCCGAAGACGGUCCUUAGACACUUGACUCACUCAUCAUGAAGGUUACUAUGUUCCUGUGCCUUUUGGCCGUUGCCUUGGCAGAACCUGAGCCCUACUAUAACCCGCAGGUGCUGGCCGGUCACCCUCUACACUACAGCCAUCCCUACGGAUUCCCACUCAUCCACAACCAGGGCCUACCCCUGACCUACAGCAAUCGAUUCCCACUCACCUACGGUCACGACCUCCCUCUCACCUACAGCAACAGAUUCCCACUCCCUUACAACCAGGGACUCGGUUAUCCCUUCGGCCCUAACUUCUACCCAAGGGGAGUACCAGCAGCAGCUGCAGGUGCCCAGGAUUAAGUAGCUUAAUUAAAAAUGAUGUGCUAAUAUUUUCCUAAAUAAAUGUGACUACUGAACAGUAA